UGGCGUAGCUCUGCAUUCAUGUGCGAUGCACAAUAAUAUAUUUACAGCUGUUGACAGCUAUAAAUGCGUAUAAGGAGCUCGCAUCGAUGAUCGUUUGACCGAUUGAUACGGUGAUAAACAUCGAAUGAGAAUAUUCAGAUUCGCACGGUGCACGGAGGAAAAAUGGAUGACGAGAAUGCAAGUUGCUCGCACGACAGCGAGGAAGACAAUGCACAAGUGUCAUUGUUGGACCUCCCGGUCGAGAUAUUCCUGCAUAUAUGCUCCUUCUUAAAGGCAUCGACAUUAGUGCACAGUUUGAGCCUGGUAUGCAAGCAGUUCUAUCUGAUUUUAAAGGAUGACUCGUUAUGGAAAGCGCGAAUUAAUCAUACAUGGCCGGAUGCUAGCUAUCCGCUUUUGCGUCCUGCAAAACCUGACAGACUAUUUUGGAAAUUGUCAUGUGUUGCGAUUGAGAAACAAAGAGCAUUAUGGAGAGAGAAGGAAUGUCCAAUGGAGAAAAUAGCUACACAUGCACAAGGCAGCACUGUAGAUGCUCUACUACUGAUGCAUGAUGGCACUGGUUAUAUUGCUGGCGCAAGAGAUCGCAGUCUGAUUUAUGGGAGAUUUGGUAAAAAUACUUAUGGAUCCCAAUAUACUAUUUGUAACAUAGACUCUGCACAUAAUGGAUGGAUUUGGGAUCUGACAACAAUAGACAACACUGUCUACAGUUGUAGUUGGGAUCAGAGUGUCAAAUCGUGGAUGCUUACCAAUAUUGGUCUUGUACAACAUCAUACUUACAGUAUAUAUACGGGUGUAUCGGGUGCAUUGCUGUGUGUGUCAUCGUGUCCAGAACAAGCUCUUUUCGCGACUGGUUCAUAUAAGAGGACCGUAUUUGUCUUUGAUUCAAGAUCGGGAGAAAAACCAAUUACCCAAUAUCGACCGCACAGAGGAGCUGUUAUUAAACUGGCAAUGAAUUCCGAAUACAUUUUAUCUGCCAGUGAGGACAAAACGGUGUCUGUUUGGGAUCAAAGAGCCGGACGAAUCAUGAAAUCUAUCACAAUUCCAGGUAAAGCAUUUCCCAUGUGCAUAAAUAUGCAACAAGAUUGUGUUUGCGUUGGGGACAGCGUCGCCAAGUUACAUGUAUUAAAUCCAAAAAACAACUUUGAGCUAGUAAAAUCUUAUUCUACUGGACAUACAAAAAGGAUAACGGGAGUGCAUCUGACACGCGGAAAUCUGAUAACGAGUUCCACAGACGGCACUGUCAGAAUUUCGAGUCCUACGGAUCCGCCGAAACCCAUGGCUACUUUACACUCACCUUUCGGAGGAAUUGCAAGAAUGGAUUACCAAAACGGCAUUCUCGCAAUAUCCGGCAGCGAAAUUGUAGUAUAUCGGCCGAUGUGUUCAGUAAAAUUAAUGGAUAAUUAAUGCAUUUCUAUACGCAUUCUAUAAUUUUGUUAUAUAAGUAUAUUGCUUUUUGAUAUAUAUAAUAUAUUCAUAAUUUUCAAUGAGA
Camponotus floridanus (Florida carpenter ant) is the source of this 1486-nucleotide messenger RNA. RefSeq names its product F-box/WD repeat-containing protein 9. Gene Ontology annotation, cellular component: preribosome, large subunit precursor. NCBI's taxonomy places the organism in Eukaryota, Metazoa, Arthropoda, Insecta, Hymenoptera, Formicidae. The transcript is spliced from 9 exons. Gene Ontology annotation, molecular function: protein binding. The record is from RefSeq and is a predicted model, not a curated record. Bases 163 to 1401 code for a protein of 412 amino acids.